Acomys russatus (golden spiny mouse) is the source of this 437-nucleotide messenger RNA. Its product is annotated as serum amyloid A-4 protein. The transcript is spliced from 3 exons. Bases 36 to 428 code for a protein of 130 amino acids. Lineage: Eukaryota; Metazoa; Chordata; Mammalia; Rodentia; Muridae. The record is from RefSeq and is a predicted model, not a curated record. Gene Ontology annotation, cellular component: extracellular region.
UCUGUUUUGGCGGCUCUUCCCAUUCCUGCAGCACCAUGCGGCUCGCUGUAGUCAUUGUCGUCUGCUCUCUGUUCCUGGGAGUCAGUGGUGACAGCUGGUAUUCAUUCUUCAAGGAAGCUGUGCAAGGAACUUGGGACUUGUGGAGAGCCUAUCGGGACAAUCUAGAAGCCGGCCACCAAAAUUCAGACAGAUACUUCUAUGCUCGUGGGAACUUCGAGGCCCAACAAAGGGGAUCUGGGGGCAUCUGGGCGGCUAAAAUAAUCAGCACGGGCAGGAAAUACUUUCAGGGCCUCCUAAACCGCUAUUAUUUUGGAAUCACGGACCACGGCCUGGAGCACCUGGAGUCUGCCCGGAAAGCGGAGGAGUGGGGCCGCAGUGGCAAAGACCCUAAUCACUUCAGACCUGAGGGCCUUCCGGAAAAGUUCUGAGCCAGGCAC